AUGGCCGACAUAGGAUCCUUACUCACGGCUAUCCCGCCGGUGACACGUCUCAUACUGGUCGCUACGGGUCUCAUCACCUUGCCGACUCUACUUGGCGUAUUAUCUCCAGCAGAUGUAGCCUUGUCAUGGUGGAAAGUCACCAAGCAUUAUGAGAUAUGGCGGCCCUUCACCAACUUCUUCUUCGGCGGUGCUGGCUUUCCUCUGGUAUACGAUGUCUUCCUGAUCUAUCGAAACUCAUCAGCAAUGGAGCGGGAUGUCUACUUCUCAAAUACGGCCGAGUAUGCGUGGAUGCAUAUAAUGCUAGCUACAGGGAUUAUGUUGCUGAACGUCCCAUUCGGCUUCCCCUUCCUUUUUCACUCGCUCCUCGCAGCGCAGACGUAUAUUUGGUGCCGGGCAAACGCGACGCUCAAGGUGUCUAUCUUCGGACUCAUCACUAUCCCCACUAGCUUAUUGCCAUUUAUCAACAUCCUCCUCGACCUCGUUAUCGGCGGCCUCGGUAAGGCGCUCUGUGGACUCAUCGGCCUUCUCGUCGCUCACGCCUGGUGGUUCCUCUCGACCUUCCUCCCUCUACACGCCCCCACCCGUCUCCGACGUAGAAACCCCCUCGCUACGCCCAUCCGCUUUCAAGCUCUUUUCCCCCGCUCGACCUCGACCGCAUUUGGAAGUCGCUCAAGCGGUCCUGUCAAAGCCCCGGCGGCUGGACCCGCAGGAACGGCUCGGUCCGAGGCGGUGGAUGCUGUGCGUCACAGAUGGGGAGGUGGUAACAAGCUCGGCGGGUCGACAUUGUGA
Messenger RNA from Dioszegia hungarica, 789 nucleotides. Its product is annotated as Der1-like family-domain-containing protein. The transcript has 9 exons. The record is from RefSeq and is a predicted model, not a curated record. The coding region runs from base 1 to 789 and encodes 262 amino acids. Gene Ontology annotation, molecular function: ubiquitin-specific protease binding; misfolded protein binding. Gene Ontology annotation, biological process: endoplasmic reticulum unfolded protein response. Lineage: Eukaryota; Fungi; Basidiomycota; Tremellomycetes; Tremellales; Bulleribasidiaceae. Gene Ontology annotation, cellular component: Hrd1p ubiquitin ligase ERAD-L complex; endoplasmic reticulum membrane.